This is a messenger RNA of Fusarium odoratissimum NRRL 54006, 3535 nucleotides long. RefSeq lists its product as uncharacterized. Gene Ontology annotation, biological process: G protein-coupled receptor signaling pathway; cell surface receptor signaling pathway. Gene Ontology annotation, cellular component: membrane. Lineage: Eukaryota; Fungi; Ascomycota; Sordariomycetes; Hypocreales; Nectriaceae. The transcript has 3 exons. Bases 1358 to 2689 code for a protein of 443 amino acids. Gene Ontology annotation, molecular function: G protein-coupled receptor activity. The record is from RefSeq and is a predicted model, not a curated record.
CAGGGCGUCAGGGUAUCGUCCAAGAAGCUGUUGCUCCACUUGGAAACCUCCGGCUCAGUUAAACCUCGCCUCUGCCCCCUGUGGACUUGCAGACUUGGUUCCAAAAUAUGCCCGUUUUGGUAUCUUGGUGAACUUACCCGACUUAGACUCUGCUGCACCACGCCCAAAAGUCCCUAGGUUCAGGAACUUCACCUCUCUGUCUCUUGUGCCUCACGAUGGCUGCGAUGCACGGGAGUGGGUCAUUCCCAAGUUUAGCAACCCCUGUAACCUCACUUGUUCCCUCGUCGCCCGCCUCCGCCAGGCCCUUCCCAAUGGGUGCCCGCUCGUCAUCACAGACCACGUCCCCCAAUGAUACUUCGAAUUUUGGUGUUCAGCAGUCUACAGCGCCUGUAUAUUCAACAGUACAGUUCCCAGGACUUUCUAAUUGGCCCCUUUCCACCACCCUGGUCCUGGUCUGCCAUGCCAUCACUGAUCCAGGAUGCUCUGAAUGGGUGGUAGAGAUGCAGAUGCACAGAAAGAAAGUCUCCUGCAGCCUUUUCGUUCUCCAGUCUGGCAGGGAUGGUGAGAAGCAGCAGACCCUGUUGCCUCCACCCUCGCCUCAAGUCUUGUUCUCGAUUCCCCAUUGCCAGUGCUUUUGAGGUCGGUAGUGGUUGUGGCCAAAUACACUUGCAUACAGAUCUCCCUCUCCUUCUAACUUAUAUGACCCGUGUGCCCUCCCUCCUCACGCGAGUGACUCCGUCUUCGCUGGUCGUCUCAUGAGUCUAUGUGCCAAUCGCACUGUUGGUGUUGUUAUGCCGGCUGUCUUAACAACUCUUGUGUAAUCUUCUCGCCAUCCUCUUGUAUCAUUCCUUUCUGUGCUACCUUUUGUCCCGCACGCGAUAUCAGUGCAUCCCCUCGAGACCAUCUCGGUGCUGCCAUCCGGUCAUACAGCUUCGAACUAUUAGCGAAACGUUUGCUAUGUUGUAACAACGCUUAAUCAAUUCAACCUUGACCUCGACCUCGACCUCGCUCUCCUUGGAACUAAACGGAAAAGAGCGACGUUGGAUAGUCUCUAAUUCACUGUUCUUGGUCUUGGAGUAUCUAUUAACGGCAUAAUACGACCUGUGAAGGACCGGCACCGCAUACCCAUUCACGACAUUGUAACGGCUUCUCCUACUCAUUUCAACAUGGCCAACAACACAUCGGGGGUCAACCUUUGCCCUCCGCCGUUUUGGGAUGCCGCGUUAUUCCCUUCUGAGGGCGGAUGUAAGCGAGCUGCGAAUUGGAAACCUUGAAUGAUCCCUCUGACAGACGUCUAGUUAUCGAUGGGCGCCUCUGCCAAACAGUAGCAACUAUCCAGUGUUGUCUGCCUUGUCCAAUGACGGAUUGGGUCUACCCUGAUCGCUUCGACACCUUGACGGCGAUUGCGAACUGGGUUUCGCUCUUCAGCCAGAUAUGUUGUAUCUUCCUUCUUUUAUCAUGGGCAUUCUUGCCUGUAGAAAAGACCAACCGCCAUUACCUGAGCAUCUGUCUUACAGUCGCCAUUUUGCUUAUGAAUAUGGGUUUCGUGAUUCCUCUUGCAGCACAACCAGAGCAAUGUUACAACACGAUCACUCCGCAUAGCAUGCAGACUAGCAAGGUCUGUGGCGCCUCUGGUACCUUUCUCCUUCUUGGUGGUUGGGCAGGUAUCAUGUGGGUAUUUCUUAGGUCGGUAUCGCUUCACCUACAGAUAUGCUGGCAAGUUCUCGUUGGCAAGAACUUCAUGAUCUUUGCUCAGGCAGCUGGAUGGGGCGUUCCUAUCCUGGGUAUAAUCCUGGCUCUCGUCUUUAGCGGCGUUUCGUUCCGCUUUGGUGCUACAUGCCAUAUCAAUCAUGAGAACAGUCUGGCCGACUUUUGGAUCCCGCUUCUCCUGUUCGCUGGACUGACCGUUAUUAUUACUUUUGCCACCUUUGGUUACUGUAUCAAGGUCUACUUGGCAUCAUUGUCUGACAACGGCGCAUCCUCCGAGGGCUCUAGCUUGCCCACUUAUACACAAAGCAUCAAGACCAUGAACCCAAGGCAGGUCUACCGUCGAGUUCGUCGAGUUAUCGCACUCCAAUGGCGUGGUAUUGCCAUAGUGCUCAUCAUCAUUGCUGAUGUCAUCUUUUUCUCUGUCGUUUUUGUCUUCCAAGACAACGUGGUUCAAUCUGUUGCCGACGAUCCCACCAAGGCAGGCGCUUUCGUCAAAUGUCUCUUCAAAGAAAAGGGCAAAAAGGAACCUUGUCUAGACGAGGCAUCCUCGCUGGUCAUCAACGAAGCGACUGUCACGGCUGUUCUCCUUCUCUUGGCGCUGAAUGGUCUCUGGCUGAUCCUCUUCCUCGGAAGAUGGUCCAUGGUUCAAGGCUGGAUUGACUUGAUCAAGAAGCCAUUUACUCGGAACAAGAAGGAAUUUGUGUCGGUCGACGCACGUGUCGACGUAAAGAACCAUCCACGUUCGUACGAGAUGCUCUCAAGAGAUUCGAGCGCGGCAGUAACACCCAUUACUCCAGUAAAGUCCCCAGAGAGUGGACGCAGAACUCCUGAUUACUUCGGUUCGACUGCACGCUAUCAUGCGCCAGUGCGUUCGUUUUCGAGCCCCAGGCCUCCGCCUACUGGGCGGGAGACGGGAGAUUCAUAUCCGAUGCCGACUUAUAGCAAAGAGAUGAACCCCCUUGCCAUGAACCGAACAUGAUGAGGGCUGACCGCACAUACGAAAGAGUUCAGAGGAGACUACUAAUGCAUGAAUGUACUUACAUAUAAUCUAUAUAUACCCCCGGAAACGGCAAAUCGCACGCUGGCUCGGAUGAUACCCAAAAUGAUGAUGGCCGCAGAGCGAUGAAGACCGUCCGCCGCAAUUCCUAUCCAUAUCAGGUUUAGGAGAUUGACACCAACGACUGCAUUUACUUUGUUAAGCAAUCUUGAAAUGGGAAUGUCCAUCAAUGCGACAGCGAGGUGUUUGCGCUUUUGCAAUUCGACACGGGAAAAUAAAGGAGGAACAGCAAUUGAGGAAAUGUCGAUGUGACGAAUCAGCCGACCAGACUCGUGACGCAAGGCAAAGGAAGAAGGGGAAAUGUAAUGGUGAGUCUGUGACUCCAUAUAUAGAAUGGUAUUGUCUCAGACAUUCGUCCUUCCGCGGGAAUAUGCACGGAUGGGCGGAGAUAAGACGACUAUGUCUCGUGCCAGCUGAUUCAUGAUGCCAGUGUUGCAAAUCAGUGCGACCCCGAGUUUCCAACAUUGGCUGGGCAAAAGCUGGGAAUGGCAAAGACAAAAGCUGAUCUGAAUCAUGGAGGAGCCAAGCAGGGCAAGUACCGGAAGCUGCGGAUUCAGGAACACUGCAAUGGAGUUAUGCGGGCACCGAGAACGAAUCAUCGUGUUCGAGUUCGGCGAUACGGGCUUUUAUUGAGAUGCCAAGCACCGCCAUGCGAUCUUCCCUGAUCUGGGUUGUUUGACAUGCGCCUGAUCAUGACAUUUUCAUAGAGGUGAUGCGGGAUACAAGGUGUCAAUUACUUAAUAAUGUCAAGCUACAAAGAUGAGAAAA